AUGGAUAACACAGGUGAUGCAGAGGCUGUAGACGCCACACAGCCAUUCCCAUUCUAUAGUCCCGAUGACGACAGUAACAUAAUAUAUAUAGCUGGUGCCAAUCGAAAAGAUGGUGCCGCAGCAAUCAAAUGUUGCCAACUGGCAAAGCUGGUCGAAAAGAUGACACAGACUGUCACUUUUGACUCAUUCUUUGGAUCAGCAUUCUUCCUAACAUACAAGGACUUUACAACACCGAUGGAACUGGUCCAGUUGCUCAUCUCAAGAUAUACAGGACCAACAAAUAAUGCCAGCAAGGACCAUCUUCGUCUGUUUGAGAUUGAAGUGGAGAUUGUACAGGCCAAUGUAAUACAUAUGAUCAGACAAUUGAUUGGAACAUUGAAUGAGAAGGACUUCCAAGAGACAGAGUUUGUAAACUUGACGAUUGAGUUUAUAAAUUCAUUGCCAGAGGACUUGAAGAAUGAGUUGUUCUUGAUGUUCUUUAAGAUUAGAAGAUUGGCCAAGCCACCUCAACAGCGCGCACAGCAACAACAGCAGCGACCAAACACAACGAUCAUAUCGUCAGCGGCAUCAACCAUGCGUUUCUCAUUCUCCGUCUCGCCAAAGACUGAGUCGCCCAACUCCACAUCCGACGUGCUGACGGGCCUGCUUAGCAACACGGGCAGCAGCCCCAACAGCACACAGAGCAGCAUCAUCUCGACGUCGAGCGCAGAGGGAUCCACCCGCGGCGGUGGCUCCUCCACCAAGAUCAGCAAGGGUCGCAUGUCAAAGAUAUCAUUGAUGCCACCUGGCAAUGGAAGCAGCAGUGGAGCCACGGCGCACUCGCCACUCAAUGCGCACAGCAGCAUGGCGCUCAGCCACCACCUUACACAGAUACAGAACAACUUGGAUGAGGACGGCUUCCCCGUCAUCCAGGACAAGCCAUCGUUCCCACCCGAGAUGAUCGCGCGCGAGCUCACCAUCAUGGAGUACGAGCUGAUCGCAGCACUGGGCACACACGAGUUCUCGCAAAAGGCAUGGACCAAGGAGGGACAGGCGGCCAACAUCCGCAACUUUGUCACCUGGUUCAACAGGAUCAGCAGUUGGGUCACGACCAAGAUCAUCUCAAAGGAGACGCCCGAGGAGCGCGCCGUCAUCAUCGAGGCAUUCAUCAACAUUGCUCACUGCGCCAAAGAGCUCAAGAACUACAACUGCGUGAUGGAGAUCAUUGCCAGUUUGCACAACUCAUCAAUCUCGCGUCUAAAGAACAGUUGGGCGCUGGUGUCGCCCAAGUCCACCGAGCUGUUCACUCAGCUCACGCAAUUCAUGAGCUCUGACAACAACUUCAAGGUGUAUCGCAAGAGUCUUUUGCUGGUGCAGCCGACCGAGCCGUGCAUCCCAUACAUGGCGCUGUUCCUCACUGACUACACUUACCUGGACGAGUCGAACCCGGCCACGCUGCACGGCAUGGUCAACAUUGAGCGCAUCUUUUUGAUUGGCACACGUGUCCAGGAGUUCUUCAAGCUGUUCACCAACUGUUCCUACGGCUUCGUGUCGGCUGCCGCAGUGCGCGAGGCCAUCCUCAGCGAGAAGGUGUGGGAUGAGAACGAGACAUUCCGUUUGUCCAAGAUCCGCGAGGAUCAUACGGCCGCCCAGGUGACUUCGCCGUCCAGCAGUGCGCUGGGGCUUAGCACCGCGUCGUCGGGCAGCGGCAGUGGCUCGAUGAUCAAUCUGAAGCGCGGCUCACGUCUAGUCACUCGUUACCGUCUGUCUUUCACGGGCAACGACCCACCCCCCUCGAUCAGCUCGACGCUGAGCGAUCGCGACUGGAAGAUCCUGUCGACCAACGCCAGCACCGUCAAGCACAAGCGCGGCAAGAAGAUACUGUCGACCGGCGAGGUCAACAGCAACCUGUACCGCAUCAUCAGUGGUCGCAUAAAAUUCGAGAACAGCGCACCUGAUGAGACACGACACCUGGACGCCGGCGACAUAUUUGGCGAGGAGUGCUUCCUGUACGACCACCCGAUGCUCUUCAACGUCGUGUGCGACAGCGACGAGUGCGAGCUCGUCGAGAUCGAGAAGACCUUCAUCCUCCAGCUAUUUGUCAGCGAGCCAAUCCUGGCCGCCACCUUUUACAAGCACAUCGCCGUGCUCUUCACCGAUCGUCUACGCUUUGAACUGUUUAGCAGCAGUCCAAUAUUGAACGCAUUGAACGGCACCAGCACCACCAGCAACAGCAGCGGCGAUAGUAGCGCGAAUAGUACUCCAGGCAACUCGUCACCAAGCCGACCCUUUGCGCAUAGCACCAGCACACUGCCCAUGCCUGGCGGAACUGGCUCGCUGUCCAGCACGGGCCUAUCUCCAUCAAUGCUCUCACACUCAACAUCGUCCAUCGUUGACAAACGCAAGUCGCUGGCCAUUCCAUCCGCGCCCAGCUCAAUGGAGCUGCAGAUGAUGGGCACCGACACCAAGUUCCGCUCUACGUUUGGUCUGCCACCCGAAGAGAUCAUCAUCAAGAGCUAUCCAGCCAAGCACAACAGCACGACGGGCACACUCUACAUCACCAAGCACCACCUAUGCUUUGAGGGCAAGAAGUUUGGUCGCCACAAGCAAAAGGUGAUACCCUUUGACAAGAUCUCCAAGAUCCUGCCAGAGAAGGGCUCGCUGUCCAUGACGCUGGGCGACAAGACCAAGCGAUUCAGUCUGAAGAGCGCCGAGGACCUGUCUGAGGCGUACGGCAUCAUGACCAAGAUCUGGAAGAACCACUUUGGCUCUAGCGUCCGCUCACCCACAAAGCUGGUGCCUCCGCCCCCACCCCGCUCGCCAAAGAUUGGCCGCACAGACUCAUUCACUGGCAUCGCCGACUUGCCCACCAAGGACGAAUGGGCGCAGAUCCUCAAGGGCACAAAGACCAUGAAGUAUCGCAAGGGUGAGGUGCUGGUCAUCGAAGGCACUGAGUUCCAGAAGAUCUUCCAGAUAACAAGUGGAGAGUGCACAAUCGUCAAGGGACUGAAGCAGACGGAUGUCAACGCGACUAUGAACCCGCCAACAUUGAUCAACUCAUCCUCGUCCUCAUCGAUGCCCUCACACAUGACGGUGUUGGCGCGAUUGACCACCGGCAGCAUCUUUGGCGAGAUGAGCUUCUUGAUGGAGGGCGGCUCGUCCAUCUCUGUGAUCGUCAGCAGUGAUACACUGGAAGUCUACACACUGGAAGGAUACUUCCUGAACAUCAUGCUCAAGUCCAAGCCACUAUUAGCGCCAAAGUUCUACAAGUACCUUGCAUGUGUCCUAGAGAGUCGACUCAAGCUCUAUCGACAGACCAGCACAGCAUAG
Messenger RNA from Acytostelium subglobosum LB1, 3309 nucleotides. RefSeq lists its product as hypothetical. Bases 1 to 3309 code for a protein of 1102 amino acids. NCBI's taxonomy places the organism in Eukaryota, Evosea, Eumycetozoa, Acytosteliales, Acytosteliaceae. The record is from RefSeq and is a predicted model, not a curated record. Gene Ontology annotation, molecular function: guanyl-nucleotide exchange factor activity. Gene Ontology annotation, cellular component: plasma membrane. The transcript is spliced from 3 exons. Gene Ontology annotation, biological process: positive regulation of GTPase activity; Ras protein signal transduction.